Messenger RNA from Entrophospora sp. SA101, 269 nucleotides. Lineage: Eukaryota; Fungi; Glomeromycota; Glomeromycetes; Entrophosporales; Entrophosporaceae. The record is from the annotation of a GenBank genome assembly.
AUCAAUCGAUAUUCAAUCGAUUUAAUUCAAAUGAAACACCGUAUGUUGCUUUCCAAGACGAUAACGAUGACAAUGAAGAAAACGAUACAUCAGACAGUUACAUUUUACAAAAAAGACAACGACAUCAACAUAAUCCCUCAUCAGCUUCUGCCUCAUCAUCACAAAGACCUAAUACAUCUUCCCGUGCACCAGUAUUUCAAUCAUUUUUAACAAAUAAGCAAAGAUAUCAACAAAUAAAAUAUAUUAAUACUAUUGAAGAAUAUCAAUGA